AUGCACGUCUCAUAUGCCGCAUCAAUCACCCUGGCGCUUGCAUUGGCCAAGACGCAAGCAUUUGAUAUCAGAGAUGCUCUGACACCUUUAACGUUCAAUGACCCGAAUGUUGAUCCUGACGCCAACCAUUACUAUCUAGGCUAUCGAGGAGAUGACUUCGAUCACCCUUGGUCGAAGUACUUUAAUGACUCCGAGGUAGCACUCAACAAGGAGUUCACAGAGGGAUUGGCGAACUCGCCAUUCCCUGCUGAAUCAGGCGUUGAAUUCUCAGAUGCCGGCGCAGCAUUGAGCCAACCAGGCUACCUGCCAUUAGAGAAUGGCUUCACGACUCUUAAGGACGGAUCACUAUACAUGGCGAUCCGCAGCGACGUCCCGGAGACAUUCACCGGCGAACAAUACGACUUUUGGUUCUCAUGGCACGUCAACGACACGACCAAAUAUAAGCUCUGGCACCCGCACGCCCACCAAUACGCUGCCGUCAACAAAGCGGAACUUGCUGGUAAUGCUGCAAAAUCCGACUACCGCUCGCGCUACUGGAACCUCACCUCCUUCAUCGACGAAUACAUCGGCGCCACAGCCUACAAGAUCUCCAUCGGCUUCUUCGAUCCACGCAUGCAACACUUUGAACUCGAGAACAGCGCUACCGGCAUCGAGACGAUAGUCACGGGCUUUGUACGACUAUUCGCGUACAACGAUCAAGAUCCCGCAUCGGAAGCCCGCGCAGGACUUACACCGUUUGAUAUUAUCCUGGCACAUCAGGUAAGGAGGAAACCAGUGGGUGGUGGUAAGGAGAUUCGAUCGAGGUUCUGGGUGGGACCGGGACUGAAGGCGCUUGUCAAUGUGGUCAUGAAACCGGAGCAGUUGGCAAGGGAUCUGAGUACGCAUUGUGCGGUGGAGAUGACGCAUCUGGGUACUUUCUUGCCGGCUUUGUUUGCGGAGUUUAAAGAUGAUCUGGCUGUUGUUUCGUGA
Molecule: messenger RNA, 969 nt
Organism: Pseudovirgaria hyperparasitica
Lineage: Eukaryota; Fungi; Ascomycota; Dothideomycetes; Acrospermales; Acrospermaceae
Exons: 4
Coding region: 1-969 (322 amino acids)
Molecular function (GO): hydrolase activity
Source: RefSeq, a predicted model, not a curated record